This is a messenger RNA of Myripristis murdjan (pinecone soldierfish), 2434 nucleotides long. RefSeq names its product tRNA methyltransferase 2A (gene trmt2a). NCBI's taxonomy places the organism in Eukaryota, Metazoa, Chordata, Actinopteri, Holocentriformes, Holocentridae. The transcript is spliced from 12 exons. The coding region runs from base 155 to 1993 and encodes 612 amino acids. Gene Ontology annotation, molecular function: RNA binding; RNA methyltransferase activity. The record is from RefSeq and is a predicted model, not a curated record. Gene Ontology annotation, biological process: RNA processing.
CAUAUUAGAGAUUCUCUGACUCUAGUCAGAUAUCUUGCUGCUCGCCAUCUUGCCUGUCAUCCGCCUCGGUUCAAAGUUCACCGGCGCACGUGGCUGCACCAACAUGGCGGCGCCCUGUAGUUUCCAGUGAGAAGCGAAAGUGCUGCUUGAAGUCAUGGCGGAUGUCAGUGGCAUCCCUGAGGCCGACGCGUCCGCCUCAAAGCAGGAGAGGGCUGCUGAACACCCAGAGGACUCCACGGACGCUGCAAAACCAGAAGCCAAAGCUGAAGCCGAGAGCGAGGCAGGGUCCGACCCCAGCAGGUACCGCUACAUCAAACAGGACCUCUUCACGUCCGAGAUCUUCAAAGUGGAGAUCCAGAACCUGCCCAAGUUCAUCGGCUUCAACGACCUGAAGAAGUUCCUGGCCAAGCACGGCCUCAACCCCCACAAGAUCAAGCUGUUCGGCAAGCAGACGUUCGCCUUCGUCACCUUCAAGAACGAGGAGGAGCGUGACAAGGCCAUGAAGAUGGUGCACGGCGUGCAGUGGAAGGGCCAGGUGCUCAGUGUCAGGCUGGCCAAGCCCAAAGCGGACCCCAUCCUGAGGAAGAGGAAGCAGGAGGAGGGGGAGGGUGCGGGGCAGCAGCCCUCCUCCAAGCGGCAGGAGGCAGAUGAAGACGAGGAGCCCUUCAGCCUACAGAUAGCCAAGGUGGUGACUCCUCUGUGGAACGUGCCCUAUGACGAGCAACUGAGGAGGAAGGAGCAGGAGGUGGUGGGGGUCCUGCAGAGGUUGGCCAAAGAAAUUGGCAGCACCAACAAAGCCAUGUUGCCGUGGCUGUUUGCGCAGAAGGGGAAGUACAACAAAAUGUGCUGUCCGCUAGAAGCCAUUCGUCCAUCUCCCUCUCAGACGGAGUACAGGAACAAAUGUGAGUUUGUCAUUUCCAUGGGUGCAGAUGGUGAGGACAAGACAAUCGGUUUCCGUCUGGGAAAAUACAAAGGAGGCUCGUGCGCUGUGGUGGGGCCGCAGGAGACCAGCCACGUCUCCGCUGAGGCCAAGAGGGUGGUCAGCGAGUUCCAGAAAUUCAUCAGGACAACACCAUACUCUGUGUACAGUCCUGAAACAUAUGAGGGCCACUGGAAGCAGCUGACCGUGCGGACCACGAGGACCAAACAAGCCAUGGCUAUGGUGUACUUCAACCCACAAAAACUUGAUGAAGAGGAACUGGAUGCACUAAAGAGCUCUUUAAGGAAGUACUUCACAGAAGGAGAGGGGAAAGACAGCGGUGUAACCUCCCUUUACUUUGUCAGGGAGGGUCAGAGAACGUCCCCCAACCCGGAGGAUUUGCCCUGUGAGCUGGUGGCAGGAGAGAGCCACAUCCAUGAGGAACUGCUGGGUCUAAAAUUCAGAAUAUCGCCUCAUUCCUUCUUCCAGGUGAACACAGGAGCUGCAGAGGUGCUGUACUCUGCUGUGGGGGAGUGGGCCCAGCUGGACCAGGACAGCACAGUACUGGAUGUUUGCUGUGGGACAGGAACCAUCGGCAUCUCUCUGGCUCAGAGAGUAAAGAAGGUGAUUGGGAUUGAGCUUUGCCAGGAGGCAGUGGAAGACGCCAAAGUGAACGCAAAGCUCAACGGGCUAAGUAAUGUUGAAUUUCACUGUGGGAAGGCUGAAGACGUGUUCCCCAGCGUUCUCAAUGCUCUUGUGUCGCCCAACAUCACAGCCAUAGUGGAUCCACCCAGAGCAGGCUUGCACUCCAAGGUCGUCCUUGCCAUCAGGAGAGCAGAACAUCUGAAGAGGCUUGUUUAUGUGGCAUGCAAUGCCAAGGCAGCCAUGAACAACUUCAUAGACCUGUGCAGAGCACCCUCCAACAGAGUUCAUGGAGCCCCGUUCCGUCCAGUGCGAGCCAUGGCUGUCGACCUCUUCCCCCAGACCAUGCACGUGGAGAUGCUCCUGCUGCUGGAGCGAGUGGACUACAACUCCCAGGAGAACAGCGAUAAGGAGGAAGAGACUGCCUCUUAGCAUCUGUGACUGGCCCUGUUUAGCUCUGUGGGGAGCACAGAGGUAAAUCCAGCAGUGUUAGGGAUUUGAUCCCUGCUGGAGUCAGCUGUACUGUCGAUGGAUGCACGCUUGGUACUGAGGAGCAUAUCUGGAUUAAUUCAUGGCAUCUUAAGUUAAUGUUAGCACUCAAAGUCUUGGUCUUUCUCAGUUAUUUUGAGUGAGGUGUUGGCAAGCCCCUCAAAGUGUGUAAAACUGCAACAUUUGAGGCCUUUACAAAAGAAUGAGCAUGUCUUAAGUCCAGUUAUUGACUUUUUUCACCACGCAAUAAUUUCCUGGUGUCCUUGUCUUAUUCUGCCUGUUUAGUGUCAAACUGUUUCACUGAUGUGCUGUUUUAUGUUCAGAGCCUCUUAAUUUGUGCAUAUUUCAACUUUCAUUGAAUAAAACCAACCUCUGUGCUUGUUA